CCUAUUGAUACUAUACAGAUGACGUUGAAUGUGUUUUAAGUCCCAAUCCGUCCAUUCCAAUUCGCAUCACAUGAUCGUAUGGGAGGAUUCUCAAAUUCCUGGUACCUGGCAUGGCUGUGCGCGGCUGAGGCGGCAUCCAGCUGAUAUAUAACCUUGAGACACAGCCUCACGAAAUCCCCCAACUUUUCUUCUUCAACAAUCUCACAAUGGAGGAUCCAGAUAAAACAAUGCCGUCCGAGACGGAAUUCCCAGUGCCGCCGACGUACGAGAAGGCGGGUGAGAUCAAAGAGUUCGACGCGUCGGGACACCUGGUCGCAACCGUGACGGUGCUCCGCGGCAGCCUCGUCGAGUACGUUGGGUAUUCUUACGGGGAUUCUUCGUUAUUGCCACCUGAGUAUCUGGUCAAGUACCCAGAGAGUCGCGUUGCUAUAUCUAUCCCGACGAGGUCACACUCAUGGGCGAAGAGCUUUAUGGAGACAUUCCUACCAGCUGGGUAUCCCAAUAGUGUCACAGAGGACUACAUGGAAUAUCAGAUCUAUGACUCGCUCCAAGCCUUCUCAAGCUCCAUAGCUGGCCUCAUCGCUUCCCGCGCUGUCCUCGAAGGCGUUGGAGUCGGCGAUGCCACUGCCUCCCCAACAACCGCCCUCCUCCUCUCCGUCCUGCAAGACUCCACCGGCCGUAUUGCCACCAUCCUCUUCGCCGCACGCCUUGGCCUAUCCCUCGAGCCCGAGUGCAAGCGCUGGCGUCUCGUCGCCGACAUCUUCAACGAUGCCGCUAUGAUCCUCGAUUGCCUCUCUCCCGCUUUCCCAAAGCCGCUACGCGUCAGCCUACUCAGCGCAUCUGCCGCACUGCGCGCCCUCUGCGGUGUCGCCGCUGGCUCUGCAAAGGCAAGUCUGAGCGCGCACUUUGCUAAGAGCGGUAACCUGGGCGAGUUGAACGCUAAAGAUUCCUCCCAAGAAACCAUCAUCUCCCUCUUCGGCAUGCUCGUCGGCACCGCCCUAAUCCCCCACCUCACCACCCCCCUCCAAACCUGGACCUACCUCCUCCUCCUCCUCUCCAUCCACCUAACCACCAAUUACUUCGCCGUCCGCGCCGUCAGCAUGCGCACCCUAAACCGGCAACGCGCCUCCCUCGUCCUCCGCCCCCUCCUCUCCCCCCCCAUCGGCCCCUACGACCUCCCCCCAAACCCGAUCGCCACACCCCUCCUCAUAUCACAACAAGAAACAGUAAUCCACCUCGACCCCUCCUCACUCCACGAUCCAAACCCAGCACACGCCUCCUUCGUCCCUCUCGCCACAGUUCUCUCCCGUGCUUCGCGCGGCCCGAACCCAAUAAAGCCACACAUCCUCUUCAGCAUCUUCGCCGCAGAAUCAUACAUCCUCUAUUUUGACCGCUACACUCGCCACGCAUUCAUAGCGCUCAAAUCGUACGCCACAACGUCUACAGCCCUACGCGCCUGGUUCUGCGCCAUGGAGUGCGCGCACAUGGACGAUGGUAUGUGGGCGGGCGGCUGGAGAAGGGGGCUUUCGUGGAAGCCUACGCAUGGGGGGGAGGAGGGCACGGAUUCCGCGGCGCUAGCGGGGUGCGUGAAGCACGUUGAGAGUGUGUGGCCGGUUAUUAAAAAGGCGUUGAAGGGGAAGGGGUGGGAUGUUGAUACUAAUGCGCUUGAGACGAGGGCGGGGACGAGGUUUCGUGUUGUUGGGGGGAAGGAGAGGGAGAAGUGGGAGUGGUGGCAGAAGUGGGUUGUGGAAAAGAAGGAAACGCGGCCGAGGGAGACUACGAGCGAAACGACGGAGAAGAAGGGGAAGGAGGUUAAGAAAGAUGCCGUGUGGCCGCCGCUGCCGCCGUGGCCGAUCUCUUGGGCUCUUGGGAAGAAAAGCAAGAAAUCGGAAAAUGUGGCGCUGGUUCAAUCACCUAUAAAGGAAAUAGCGAGCGAGGCACCCAGCGAAGCAACAGCGAGCUCGGCAACAUCGCCCGUCUCGGAAGCAGGAUCACAUACAUCCCGACCCAAACACCGCCUGCGGAAAUGGCUCUCCUCCACCUUCCUUGGAAGUCACGCACCGCGCGGAAGGGAAGACAGGGACAGUGAUGCGUCUUCCUCCCGGAGUGAAAGACCAUCGACUGAGAAGCCCUCCCAUGACGUCCUCCGUGAGAAAGCAGCGAUGGAAGCAGCAGCGGCUGACAGACCCUCCUCCUCCGUCCUCUCCGAGAAAGCAGCGAUGGAAGCAGCAGCGACUCACAAACCCUCCUCCUCCAUCCUCUCGGAGAAAGCAGCCCUAGAAGCAGCAGAGGCUGCUAAGCCGUCCUCCUCCUCCGUCCUCUCCGAGAAAACAGCGAUGGAAGCAGCAGCUGCCGAUAAACCCUCCUCUUCCUCCGCCCCCUCCAAGAAAGCAGCGCUACAAGCAGCAGAAGCAGCCGAAGUAGCAGCGUUGGCAGCAGCAGCAACGGCAGCCCGGAACCACGCCAGCAGCUCAUCCGAACCCCCGCCGCCCUAUUCAGAACUUGUCACCAAGGAAGCAGUGGAUGAGGGAGGCGAGAGUAGUAGAAAGACCGAGUGAGUUGAAAGGGCUAGCUAGGACGGCCCAGGGAAGGAGGGAGUGAGGUAAAGGGGUUAGAAUGGCGUAGGGAAAGAGCGCGUGGGGACGCAAGGACACAUAUACAUUUUGAGGGAAGGAGCGACUGGGGAUGUGGAUGAGUUUACUAGGAUAGGUCGAAUGGUAGGGAAGUAGGGAAGGAGCGACUACGGGGGUAGAUGAUGUUUUUCUUGGGAAGGAGCGAAGGGUAGGGAAGGAGCGAUUGAGCGAUUGGGAGUCAGUUACGUUACGGAGCACUUGAGCGCGCAUCUCAGGAGUUUCAAAAGGGUCAAAUGGGAUGGAUAUGGAUAUACGAAUUGAUGAGAUUAAUGAGAUAAAUGAAUGACACGUAUGAAUACACGCGUUGUUGUUUCGCGUGACUGUUCUGUUGAUGUCUGCCUAUUGUAAGGGUGUCUGCCUGCCUGCCUGCCUGGUGUUAUUUCUACGCACUUCCAUCCUUCUCUUCACUUACAUCACGGUUAGAAGCUGAGAG
This is a messenger RNA of Pseudogymnoascus verrucosus, 3066 nucleotides long. RefSeq lists its product as uncharacterized. The record is from RefSeq and is a predicted model, not a curated record. Lineage: Eukaryota; Fungi; Ascomycota; Leotiomycetes; Thelebolales; Thelebolaceae. The coding region runs from base 207 to 2558 and encodes 783 amino acids. The transcript has 6 exons.